Molecule: messenger RNA, 882 nt
Organism: Zasmidium cellare ATCC 36951
Lineage: Eukaryota; Fungi; Ascomycota; Dothideomycetes; Mycosphaerellales; Mycosphaerellaceae
Exons: 4
Coding region: 1-882 (293 amino acids)
Biological process (GO): ceramide biosynthetic process; ceramide catabolic process
Cellular component (GO): endoplasmic reticulum membrane
Source: RefSeq, a predicted model, not a curated record
AUGAGCUUCCCCUGGGCCGUGUCGUACCGAGACGCAGCUCCUGAUCCGUUCUGGGGCGAGCCUACAUCGGCGGUCAACUUCUGCGAGGAGGACUACAUCAUCACCAAAUAUAUCGGCGAGUUCUUCAACACGUUGACCAGUCUGCUAUACAUCGCAUACGGCAUCCAUGGCAUACGAAGAUUCAGGCGUCAAGGCGCCGGUUCUUUUGAAAACACGAGCCUCUCCUACUGGGCCUUGAUCGGAGUCGGCAUCUUCUCUGGACUCUACCACACGACCUUGAAGUAUCAUACUCAGAUGUCGGACGAGCUAUCAAUGCAUCUGGCCAUCGGUACAGUCUUGCAGCAGACCUGGUGCUUUCAAGAACCGCCGAAGAUUCAACGUCGCAACACUGCGAUCAUUCUGGGCAUCCUAGUGCCCUUCGUCAUCUACCACUGCGUUACCGACGAAUUCGUCCUCCACGUCCUGCUUUUCUUCUGCAUGUGCUGGAUCGUGGCAUAUCGAGUUCGGUAUAUCAUUCACAUCCGGAUCAAGGAACGAGAACACCGCCAGAGGUUGAGGUCUUUACUCACAUUCGCCUCGAUGACGGCACUGACUUCAUACGGCAUCUGGAACAUCGAUGUCAACUUCUGUUCAACGCUCACGACGUGGAAACGACAGUUGGGCAUGCCACUGGGCAUUUUGCUGGAACUACACGGAUGGUGGCACAUUGGCACGGCGGUAGCAGCCUACACGUUCAUGUCUAUCAUCGAGUUCUUGGUGAGCCCGGAGGAUCUUGAAAGCCAUGGCGUUGGCUUCGCCUGGCCAGCCAAAGCCAUUUUGCAGGAUCUGGCUCCCAAAGCGGUCAUGAACGGCAAUGCCAAUGGCCACACGAAAGGCGAGUAA